Messenger RNA from Durio zibethinus, 2582 nucleotides. RefSeq names its product cation/H(+) antiporter 15-like. The record is from RefSeq and is a predicted model, not a curated record. Gene Ontology annotation, molecular function: antiporter activity. NCBI's taxonomy places the organism in Eukaryota, Viridiplantae, Streptophyta, Magnoliopsida, Malvales, Malvaceae. Gene Ontology annotation, biological process: proton transmembrane transport; regulation of pH. Gene Ontology annotation, cellular component: membrane; endomembrane system.
ACGUGGUUUUCCCAUCUAAGCAAUUGUCAGCCUGAAACCUUCACCUAUAAUGUCGCUCUUGAUCUUAACAACCUCUCUUUACCUGGUAUUGUUUUCAUUCACCAAAUUCCUGAAUCAUUCUAGUUUUGAUUCCACCAUUGAAAAGCACUGUGUUCUGUUGAAAGCCUGCCUGUGAUCUGCAAUCAUGGUUUCAGCGGUGGAUCCUGAUAACAUUCGUGUCUUUGGACAAAUGCCAAAUUACACCAUACUAAAUUCCAGUUAUGUUUGUUCCUCCAUCUCCAAGUUACAAAGGAACGGUGUAUUUUACUCUUCCAAUCCUCUGGCUUUUGCGCUCCCUCUUUUGCUGAUCCAAAUGACCCUUGCCUCCGCUGCCAUUCUCCUUACGUUUUUUCUCGUCAGGCCUCUUGGCCACCCCGUCAUGCUGGCUCAAAUUUUAGGUGGAAUAAUAGUAGGGCCAUCAUUUCUGUGCCGGAUUCCGGGCCUUCUCAACACCAUAUUCCCCAUCAGAAGUUUUUUACUGCUGGAUAUAGUAUCAACUAUAGGUUGUAUGUUUUACUUCUUCCUCAUUGGUGUACAAACAGAUAUAUCGAUGCUUAAGAAAAUAACCAGAAAGACAUUUGCCAUUGGGUUUUUCACCAUGGCAGUGCCAAUGAUACUAACCAUAGGCAGCUCCAUUUUGUGGACGCAUUUCUAUGAUCCUAGCUCGGUGAAGAUAGAUAAACUUCCGGCAAUAGCAGUAACAGAAUCUGUAAUCUGCUUUCCAAUUAUAGCAUACUAUCUUUCCGAGCUUAGGAUUAUAAAUUCAGAAUUUGGCAGAGUGGCAUUAUGUUCUUCCAUGGUUAGUACGCUGUGCAGUUUGUGUGUGAUUACGUCUUAUCUUCUAUGGAGUCAAUCAGGAUAUGACAUAUCACUUUUCUUUAGAGCAGUUUGUUAUGUUAUCGCCUUUGCAGUUCUUGUCUGCUUUAUUCUUGGCCCUAUACUUCUUUGGGAGAAGAAGCAGAUUUUGGUAGGAACCCCUUCGAAACAGGGUAACAUAAUUGUGCUAUUUUUAGCUGUGCUUAUGUCAGGGUUUUGGGGUCAGGGUUUUGGUUUAAACAUAUAUUUUGGACCCCUUUUAUUUGGGUUAUUAAUACCAUCAGGGCCGCCACUUGGGUCAGUGCUAGUAGAGAAGCUUGAUCUCAUAAUUUAUUGGAUGCUAAUGCCGCUAUAUUGUGUGAAAUUUGGCCUGACAGUAGACAUCUUUGCUCUUAGUAUUAGAACUUACUCCGGAGUGCAACUCAUUGCCUUGUUGGGUGCAUGUGGAAAGUUCUUAGGAGCCUCUAUAUCUGCGCUCGGAUGCCAAAUGUCGCCCAGUGAUGCUAUCUCGCUUGGCUUUGUGAUGACUUUCCAAGGCAUGCUCGAGCUUAGUUUGUUUAUCUUAAUGAAGACUAAAAGGAUAAUAGAUGGUGAAUCUUUUGUGGCCAUGUGUGCAUCAUUGUUGAUAACAACAGGAGUUAUUACACCAAUGGUACGACACUUCUGCAAUCCUUCAAGGAGGUACGUGGUCUACCAUGGAAGAACUUUGAUGGAUUCGAGACCAAACUCAGAACUAAGAUUACUAGUCUGCAUUCAUGACCAAGAAAAUGUUCCAUCUGCCAUUAGCCUCCUCAAGGCUUUAAAUCCCGGCAAGCAAAGUCCAAUUGCUGUUUACAUGCUUCAUCUGAUUGAGCUUACUGGGAGCGCAACCCCACUCUUCAUUCCUCAUAAGAAGACCAGAAAGUUCUCUUCUAGGACGAGUAGCUCAGGACCUGUUAUCAAUGCCUUCACAAACUUUGAGGAAAACCAUGGGGGUCAUGUCUCAAUUUUCCCCUUCAUUUCAAUAUGUCCUCCUCAAACAAUGCAUGAUGAUGUGUGUGCAAUUGCACUUGACAAAGGGAUUUCACUUGCUAUAAUUCCUUUCUUCAAGAGAUUUCAUUUCGAUGGUGCAUUACAGUCGUCUAAAAGGGCCAUGAAGAUCGCCAACCAGAAUGUCCUUGAUAAGGCACCUUGCUCAGUUGCAAUACUCAUUGAUCGUGGGCCCCUCAAAACCCUGAGUGCCAUUUGGACAUGCUGGUCUUCUUACGAAGUUGCUGUUAUCUUCUUGGGUGGAGCUGAUGACCGGGAGGCAUUAACUUUGGGGGCUAGGAUGGCUGGACUUCCCAAUAACAAGUUGACACUGAUACGAAUCCUUUAUGAUGGGAAUUUUCCUGAUAAUUAUAUGGAAGGGAGGAGACUUGACGAUGAAGUUCUUAAUGACUUUCGAUCUAAUAUCUCUGGGAACUAUUGCGCCAAGUACAAAGAGGAACUAGUGAUGGAUGGCGCAGGGACUGCUUCUGUCCUUCGCACCCUAGAGAAUCAAUACGAACUUGUAGUGGUAGGCAGGCGUCAUGAUGGUCUGUCACCUCUUUUGUCAGGGUUGAGAGAAUGGAAUGAAAACAGGGAGUUGGGUGUAAUAGGUGACCUGUUGUCUUCUUCCGAUUUCUUGGGCGACACCACAAUCUUGGUGGUUCAACAACACACCGAUUACAGUUGUGGCGAAUGAAAUGAAAUAGGUGGUGGUUUGA